Molecule: messenger RNA, 855 nt
Organism: Helianthus annuus (common sunflower)
Lineage: Eukaryota; Viridiplantae; Streptophyta; Magnoliopsida; Asterales; Asteraceae
Product: heavy metal-associated isoprenylated plant protein 37
Exons: 3
Coding region: 139-732 (197 amino acids)
Molecular function (GO): metal ion binding
Source: RefSeq, a predicted model, not a curated record
GAUCCUUUUGUACCAUACCAUGCUUAUUUGAGUACAAUCUUCUUCUCAUGAACAAAAACACUUAUCAUUUCUUUCUCAAAGUGGAAAGGUAAAAGGUGAACAAAACAAGAAAUAUUUCUUCUCUGUUUUUCAAGAACCAUGGAGCACUUUCAAAUAGUAAAGAUAAAGGAACUUGCACUCAAAGUUAACAUUCACUGUGAUGGAUGCAAGCACAAGGUUAAGAAGAUACUCAGAAAAAUUGAAGGAGUUUAUUAUGUAGUUGUAGAUGCAGAGCAACAGAAAGUCAAAGUGUAUGGAAAUGUUGACUCCACCACACUAAUCAAGAAACUGCUCAAAUCAGGUAAGUAUGCACAACUAUGGCCAUCUAAUGACCAAGAUUUCAACAAUGAUGAAAACCAUCUGGUCAAUGAGAAAAGUCAACCUCUGUUGACUCCUAGAAGUCUUGAAUACUUGAAGCAAAGUAUGGACAUGGGAUGGGAUGGGACUGAUAUGAGUCUAGAUGGAGAAAAUGGGUCUGGUUUCAUUGACCUACAAGGAAGUCAACUUAGUGGAGGAGGACUACAAACUUAUGAUGAUCAUCAUUCAAGUAUGCCCAUGUAUGAGCAAACCAAUCUGUUACCCAUGAUGAUGAACAGCAACAUGCAUGGUGGUAUGUGUAUGGAGAAUGUCAUGAUGCAUGAUAACAUGUACAUGCAUGCAUUUCCCAUGUUCCAUCAUGCUCGUUAUUACUAAUCACAUACCAUAUUGUUUUAUGACUAUGCUAAUUUGAUCCUUGUAGUAUUGACGAUGCUAAGUUGUUUGAUGAAGAACCAUAUUGAUAUGAUAUUAUUAUAAAAACAUGGUUGGUUUUUGUUA